AUUCUGGAUCAUUCUGUUAUCUGUAACUACUUUACCAACAUUAGUUAGCUAUCAAUACACGACUCUCUCUAUUUCCCUUCCAAUUCCCUCUUUUCCUCCUUUCGCCAGAUUCCGCCAUAGACGAUCCUUACAAGUGGUAUCAGAACCUGCAAUCUGGCAAUGGCUUCUCACACUUCGCGUAUUGUCGAUUUGGAGACGCAGAUGGCGUCUGUUCAGCUUCAAUUGGAGUCACAGCAUCAGGACCUGAAGGCCGCCAUUGCGGAGCUGGCUGCUUCGACGAAGGAUAGCAUUGAAGCCUUGACGGCGUCCUUCGGCCGCAAUCGCGAAAAGUCUCCGAUUAGAUCUCCGCCGCACUCCCAAGCUCCGUUCGCCGAUCAGCAGCACUUUCGGCAUCCACAGCGUCGGCCGUCGAUUUUGGAUCAUUACCCUCGCCUGGAGUUCUCGUAUUUCUCGGGGACAGAUCCUCAUGUGUGGGUGAGCAAAUGUACCAAGCUUUUUCAUCUCUAUGCGAUUCCGGAGGAGCAGAAGGUCGAUCUGGUCUCGUAUUACUUGGAAGGACGGGCAUAUACAUGGUUUGAAGGCUGGUCUUUUCGCCGGUUUCCGUUGGUGUGGGGUCAUUUCGUCGACGAGCUUCUUCAUCGGUUUGGGAAUCGGGAGCAGCUGAAUGUGGUGGCGGCGUUCAAUAAACUUCGCCAGACGUCCUCCGUCGGCCGUUAUCAGGAGGAGUUCGAGGAUCUCCGUUCCCGGUUGCUCCGAUUGAAUCCCGAACUCAACGAACACUACUUUAUCUUGAGUUUUUUGGGAGGUUUGGAUGAGGAGAUCCAACCUCGUGUUCAGCUGCUGAAUCCGCCGACCUUGGCGUGUGCUUUCUACCAAGCACGAUUGGAAGAAUCUGCCAUUGACGCUCGGAAGAAGAAGACGCGCGCGGCACCUCCCGGUCGUUGGACAGCUUCUCCUUCGUCCUCUUCGGGCAGUCCUUUCCAGCGUGAAGCCUCCCUUCCUUCUCCGUCGUCAGUUGACCGGAGCCCUGUUCCGCGUGGGCAGGGUCUUUGCUACAAAUGUGGAGAUAAGUAUUUUCAUGGCCAUACCUGUGCUCGCAAGAAGCAGCUUCAGAUGAUGCAAGCCGAGGCGCCGUCCCUGACCAGUGAAGAAGGGGAGAUCGACGAGGAUUUCCAAGACGCUGAGCUCGAAGUCUCGUUACAAUCCAUGGGGUCUGGUUUUGCAGGCAAUUCUCUGCUUAUUCCAGCCACAUCUGGCAGGCGUGAGGUAACUGUUCUCAUCGACACUGGAAGCUCCCAUACCUUCCUUAAUUCAUCUAAGGUUGUCGAACUUAGUUGUAAGCCAGAGCACAUAGCUCCUAUGAGGGUAAAGGUAGCGAGUGGACAUACUUUGCUUAGUGAUUCUGUGUGUAAGGGUUUUUGCUGGAAAAUGCAAGGUCAGGACUUUGCUUUUGAUGUCAGAACCUUAGACCUCCCUGCUCAUGAUCUGGUGUUAGGCUGGGACUGGCUAGAAACCAUCAGUCCCUUCCAAGUAGACUUGAAGAAGAGGCAACUAUCAUUUGAUUGGCAUGGACGGAAUCUGACUCUCCAAGGAUUGACUAAUGAAGGUCACUGCAAGCUGAUUUCUGGACGCAAUUUGCAGCAGUUGAUUAGGAAGCCCGAUUCUCAUAUACUGGGGGCAGUGUUUUCCAUAGAAGCUCACACUCCUCCUGCCCCUACUCCUACCUUCCUCCAACCCCUCCUCUCUCAAUAUUCAGACAUUUUUGACACUCCUACGUCACUGCCACCCUCUCGUCCUUUUGAUCACUCCAUUCCUUUACUUCCUAACACCAAACCCAUCAACAUCCGCCCUUACCGCUUUCCCCAUCAUCAAAAAGAGGUGGCUGAGAAGUUAGUUGCUGAAAUGCUUAAGUCAGAGUUCAUCCAAGGAAGUCAUAGUCCAUAUGCUUCACCCGUGCUUCUUAUUGGGAAAAAGGAUGGGACAUGGAGGUUUUGUGUGGAUUACAGGGAAUUAAAUGCAGCAACGAUAAAAGACAAGUUUCCAAUCCCUCAUAUUGAAGACCUACUGGAUGAGCUGCAGGGGGCUGUGUUGUUUUCUAAGCUGGAUCUUCGAGCAGGUUACCAUCAGGUGCGGAUGCACCCUGCUGACCAGUUCAAGACAGCUUUUCGAACACACCAAGGCCAUUACGAGUUUAGAGUUAUGCCCUUUGGGUUGACUAACGCACCUGCCACCUUUCAAGCUUUGAUGAAUCAUGUUUUCGGGCCAUAUCUGCGGAAGUUCAUCUUAGUUUUUUUCGAUGAUAUCUUGAUAUACAGCAAGUCAGAGUCAGAACAUUUGGUUCACCUCGAGAUUGCUUUACAGCUUCUCCGCAAACAUCACUUGUUUGCCAAGGCUUCCAAGUGCUCGUUCGGGCAGCCUACUGUUGAGUACUUGGGACACGUUAUUAGUAAAGAGGGGGUUUCCACUGAUAGUAACAAAGUGGCAGCAAUGCAGUCUUGGCCUCGACCCACUUCAGUGAAGGGUUUGAGAGGUUUCUUGGGACUUACUGGCUAUUAUCGGAAGUUUAUUAAACACUAUGGCACCAUCAGUCGUCCACUUACCGAGUUGUUAAAGAAAAAUGGUUUUCUUUGGUCCUCAACAGCUGAAGAAGCCUUCUUAACCCUCAAGGCAGCUAUGAGCCAAGCCCCAGUUCUCGGUCUUCCUAACUUUACACAGUCCUUCACUCUGGAAACUGAUGCCAGUGGUUCGGGUGUGGGGGCUGUUCUUUCCCAAGGGGGCAGACCUCUUGCAUUCUUCAGCAAGGCCCUUAGUCUCAGGAAUCAAGGGCUCAGUACUUACGAAAAAGAAUAUUUGGCUGUCUUGUUAGCUGUGGACCAUUGGCGACAUUACUUAGAAGGGCGCCAGUUUACAAUUGUUACAGAUCAUGAGAGCUUGAAGUUCUUAUUGGGGCAGAAAGUUCAUACAGCUAUUCAGAAAAAAGGCUUGGUUAAGCUGUUGGGUCUGGAUUUUCAGAUCAAGUACAGGAAGGGUAGAUACAAUGGGGCUGCGGAUGCCCUCUCACGCGUGUUUGAUGACCAGCUUGAAGGCAGUUCUUGCAAUGCUUUGACUUCUGUUCUACCAGAGUGGUUGGUGGAGAUUGAGCAGUCCUAUGCUCAAGACGCCGAGGUGACGGAUUGGAUAGCAGCUGCAGCAGUAAACACAACAGGGCCUUCUUUGUGGUCUUACUCGGAGGGUAUACUUCGUUAUAGGGGUGCCAUAGUGGUGGGUUCGACAGGGUACUUGCGCACUAAGCUCCUUCAGCUCUUCCAUUCUUCCCCUGUGGGUGGUCAUUCAGGGGCACAGGGUACUUACCAGCGCCUCAAAUCGUGCUUUUAUUGGCGAGGGAUGAAAACAGCUGUCACUCAAUGGGUUUCACAGUGUGCAGUCUGUCAACGUUGUAAAGCGGAGACAGUGGCAUCCCCUGGGUUUCUCCAGCCACUUCCCAUUCCUACUCGUGCUUGGAAAGACAUUAGCAUGGACUUUGUUGAAGGUCUUCCCAUGUCCAAAGGCAAGCAGGUACUCUUGGUAGUGGUGGACAGAUUUACGAAGUCAGCUCAUUUCUUUGCUCUCUCUCAUCCAUACACAGCGGCAGAAGUGGCUCUUACCUUCUUCGAUGGUGUUUUCAGACUCCAUGGCAUGCCUUCUACGAUUGUAUGCGACCGCGAUUCCACUUUUACUAGCAUGUUUUGGACCGAGUUUUUCCGCCUUCAGCAUACAGACAUUCAUUACUCCACAGCGUACCACCCCCAAACUGAUGGACAGACAGAAAGGGUUAAUCGCUGUUUGGAGGACUAUCUCCGCUGCAUGACUUUCCAUCGCCCUCAGGAUUGGGUGGACUGGUUGACUUUGGCAGAAUGGUGCUACAACACCCACUUCCACAUCAGUCUGCAGAUGUCUCCCUUCGAGGCUCUUUACGGGUUUCCUCCUUCUUUCUUUGGUUUGGGAGCUGUUUUACCAACACCGGUGGGAGCCGUGGAAGACAGAGUCAGCAAGCAGCAUCUGAUGACUCAACUGCUCACCUACAACAUCACGAAAGCCCAGAACAGGCAGAAGCAGUACGCUGAUCGGCGGAGGUCUGAACGAGUACUUCAGGUGGGAGAUUGGGCAUAUCUGCGUUUGCAACCUUACCGACAGGGCUCAGUGGUGGGGAGACAAGGAAACAAGUUGGAUGCGAGGUAUUUUGGACCGUAUAAGGUGCUUGCGAAGAUUGGUGCAGUGGCCUACAAAUUAUCUUUGCCUGCUGCCUCGAAGAUUCACCCUGUAUUCCACGUGUCCCAGCUCAAGCUUUGUCGGACUGUGGUUCCACCAGCAGCGACGCAGCUUCCUGAUGCUGAUCAAAACGGGUCCUUGAAGUUGGCACCGACUCAAAUACUGGCCAGGCGUUUCAUACAACAAGACAAUCAAGCUGUAACCCAGGUAUUAGUCCACUGGACUCACCAACUGCCCGAAGAUGCAACUUGGGAAGAUUUGGGCAGCUUCAGACAGAGUUUUCCUGCGUUUCCAGCUUGAGGACAAGCUGCUCUUGAAGGGAAGGGGUUUGUAACAACCCAGAAGAGCUGACAGAUGACGUAGAGACGAGUGACGUGGAAAGGGAUCAAGCAUAUAAAUAGAAGAAGUCAAUUGUGUUUAGGCAUUCUGGAUCAUUCUGUUAUCUGUAACUACUUUACCAACAUUAGUUAGCUAUCAAUACACGACUCUCUCUAUUUCCCUUCCAAUUCCCUCUUUUCCUCCUUUCGCCAGAUUCCGCCAUAGACGAUCCUUACAGUACCAGCUGCCGAGCAGGGAAGGGAUGGAGACGGUGGAAUCGGCUAAUUGCUUUGAACGCAUAAGAGGAGAUCCAUCGGGUUUUGAAGGUGGCGGCGGUGGUGGUGAAAAGGGCGAGGAGGGCCGGAAACAACCAGAGCGGCGGGCUUUCUUUGGGAGAAUAAACUAGGGUUAGAAAGAAGAAAUGAUUUUUCUUUUUUCCUUUUUACUUUUGUGUGUGGGGUAAAAUAGAUAAAAAGAGAAUGAAAGAAGAUAAUAAUAAUAAUAAUAAUAAUAAUAAUAAUAAUAAUAAUAAUAAUGUAAUUUUUAC
This is a messenger RNA of Linum trigynum, 5113 nucleotides long. Lineage: Eukaryota; Viridiplantae; Streptophyta; Magnoliopsida; Malpighiales; Linaceae. The record is from the annotation of a GenBank genome assembly.